This is a messenger RNA of Cryptomeria japonica (Japanese cedar), 1504 nucleotides long. RefSeq names its product homeobox-leucine zipper protein HAT22. The coding region runs from base 330 to 1196 and encodes 288 amino acids. Gene Ontology annotation, molecular function: sequence-specific DNA binding. The record is from RefSeq and is a predicted model, not a curated record. Gene Ontology annotation, biological process: regulation of DNA-templated transcription. Lineage: Eukaryota; Viridiplantae; Streptophyta; Pinopsida; Cupressales; Cupressaceae. The transcript has 4 exons.
UUAUGGUCAAAAGUGGCUCCAUGGUGGGUCCCGAAUCCACAGCGACCGUUGUUGCUUCCCUCCUACAAAUUCCCCAUGGUUUCUCAUGGAGUUCUAUCAUUGAGGGGCUCAAGUUUUAUCCUAGGAGUUGCAGAGCAUCAGGUUUUGUGAAUGCUCAUUGUAGGGAAGUUUUGAAGGUAAAGAAAGUAUAGGCUCUAGUUCUUUCCUAGGAGUUGCAGAGCAUCCAGUUUUGUGAAGCUCAUUGUAGGGAAGUUUUGAAGGUGAGGAAAGUAAGGGUCGAUAGAUAUAUAGAAUUUUUAACGUUCACGAAGUUAAACAUAGAUUUUUUGAUGGGUGGGAAUGAGGAAGAAUGCGAUACGAUCUUAAGUGUAGGAUUGAGAAAUGGUAGAAGGGAUGGUACUUCGACUCCUGUUCAGUUAGAUCUGCUCCCUUUGGCUCCUCUUCCUCGCCAUUCUUCUUCUCUUCCAGAGAUUUCUCCAUGGAUGAAGAGUUCAUCAGAUGGGCAGAAAAACAUUGAUGUUAAUAAAUUGCCUCCUGGAAACUGCUAUUCUAGUCAGCAUGAGGAGACCCAUAAUAGUAAUAGGGCGUCCUCUGCAAAUAGUAGUGUUUCGUCCUUUCAUGUGGAUUUUAAUGUGAUCGAUCAAGAAGCCAGUUAUGGCAUUCGAACCAAGCGAGAGCGUUAUGGUGUUGCAGAAGAUUUUGAGGCUGAGAAAUCGUAUUGUAGAGUUAGUGAUGAAGAAGAAGAGGGCUGUGGUACAAGGAAGAAGCUGAGAUUGUCAAAACAGCAAUCUGCUAUUUUGGAAGAUAGCUUCAAACAGAAUAGCACUCUCAAUCCUAAACAAAAGCAAGCCUUGGGGAAGCAGCUGAAUCUUCGCCCUCGACAGGUUGAAGUCUGGUUCCAAAAUAGAAGGGCAAGAAGCAAGCUCAAGCAAACAGAAGUGGACUGCGAAUUCCUAAGGAAGUGCUAUGAGUCAUUAACAGACGAGAACAGAAGACUGCAGGAAGAGUUAGCACAACUGAGAUCUGCAAAACUUGCAGCAGCUUCAUCUCCCUUGUACGUGCCAAUGCCUGCAGCAACUCUAUCAAUGUGUCCUUCCUGUCAAAGAAUUCUAAACUCUGACAACACAAGGCCUUUCACUCCUCUGCAAAAUCCACGCUACUAUCCUCCUUACACACAUCCUUCAAUAGCAUGUUGAAUGUAUAGUGACUCAACAUAAUAGAUAAGGGAAAUCUAAUGUUAUCAAUGUAUAGUUUACUCAUCGAUCUAUAAAUCUAAUGUCAUUUAUGUAUAGUUUUCUAAUCGAUCUAUAAUUCUAUCUGACUGUACCAAUAGCACCUCCGGAUUUAUUGAGUUGCUGCAUCACUCCAAUGAAUGUUGAAUCUGAGUUAGAUAUUAAUGGGAUUUUUGGACAGGACCCACUUUCCUAAAUUCUGUAUAGUUGUAUAAAUACAUAUUUAUAUAUAAAUACAGUCAAUGAAUGUUCCCAAUUUCUUCUCUUGUCUA